Molecule: messenger RNA, 2138 nt
Organism: Xylona heveae TC161
Lineage: Eukaryota; Fungi; Ascomycota; Xylonomycetes; Xylonales; Xylonaceae
Exons: 1
Coding region: 89-2065 (658 amino acids)
Source: RefSeq, a predicted model, not a curated record
AACCAGUAGGUUGCUUGUUAUUAUUCAAUUCAUAUAGAUCUCAGAGUUAUGUGCAACUGUCUCCUACUCCAAACUUGUUUCGGGGUCCAUGGCAACAGAUUCAACGGCGGCUUGGUGCUUUUGCCUAUUUCAACAACAGUUUGCGCUCUCUUUUGAGUCGGAGAAUUUUCAUUGUCUCGGGGUAAUACAAGGUUUCCGUUGUUCGUACGAUGUCAAGCAAAAGUUACCCGCAAAUAUCGAAAAUGCAUUGCACAAUAGUAACCGAUUCUUCAACGGAGAGAUCGAGCUAGAAGAGGCCGUCGAGGCCAUCGUGCCGUUGUUGCAUUGCAAUUUCCAUCGCUGCUCGCCGGGAAGAGAUACCAGUCUGGUCCAAUGGUCAUGUCUAGCGCACGCGACGAGAAGCUGCAGUCAAAAAGAUCGACGGAUCUCGCGCAGACAGCACGCCAAAGCAUUUACAGAAAUGCUUGCUCUGAUACUCUUUAGAAAUUUUCAGGACCGGGAGCGCAUGCUCAAUGAUCUUUAUUCAACCUGCGUUUGUCAUGAUGAGCAAAGAAGCUCUCGAAGCGUUACCUCAAAAAGCAGCUUGGACAGCCUGCUUUUGCGGUGGAAUGCACUGGUUUCCGUGCAGCCACACCUAAGAGAGGAGAUCCAGAGAAGAUACGAAUCGUGGACUGAGACUGUCAUGAGUGACGGGGAACCUACCAUGGAUUUAAUCACCAGGCGUUCCUCCACAAUCCCGGACACUCCUCUGCCAAGCUGGGAUAUGUCAAGAAACAGAAAUGAGAGUCUCCAACAAAUUCCUCAUAUAGCCGUGCCUAGUGCUAGCAAUUCAGGCUCAUCUACAUGGUCUCGUCAAAGACAAUCUGCUUUGUCAACACCGGUAUCGAGGCGUCCGCUUCCACAACGGCCCUUCAGCGAGCCAAGCAAUAGGUCAAGGAUUGCUAAUCCAGACUCAUGGUUCACCGACGAGCUGGUGCGACCAGGCCUACCUUCUUCCUUGUCCGAAAAUAGGGGCCAUCUGGCUUCCGCGCGCUUAGCGGAGGCUCUUGAAUCGCCCUCCGUCGGUCCAAUUCGGUCGAGAGCCAGGAGGCCGCAGCAAAGGAAGCUUUCGGACUUUCUCUGCAGAGUACCUCCACCAAGAUAUCGCGCACCUGAUUUAUAUACCCGCAGCGAGCAACCUCGUGGCGCUAUCACUGAAAUAUCCACUACUCGUGUUAAUCUUAUUCAGCAAUCAAAUCUCGCCCAACCUGGCGCUGCAUCUCCAAGUAUAUUUAACUUGGACCGCGACACCGAAAACUCACAUGAUUGGAGCCGGGAAAGCAAUGAGAGUUCUCCUUUUACAUCAUAUUGGAGCCAGGAUACACAGCUCACCCCUCGAGAAGCCAUCAAUGACACCCUCGACCUAUUGGAGAUACCAGUUGACAGGAAUGCGAGAUCAGGGUAUAUAUACGCUUUUGAGUUGCCGGAUCAUCCAGGUUAUAUCAAAAUUGGACGAGAAUUUGAGCGUGGUCAUCGCAUUCCAGCACAGUCUCGGAGUUGUUAUGGGUUAGUCAAGAGAAUUCCAGAUGAGCGAGUGUGGAAAACGCCAUAUGUCGCUCGGGCAGAACAGCUUAUUCACAGCGAGCUGUCAAGAUGUAGAAUGCGGUACAAGUGCUCCAAUUGCAAACGUGAAAGGAACACGUUUCAUCGGGAAUGGUUUUUGAUCAACCGCAAUGAAGCAUUUCAGGUCAUUGAUCGAUGGCGGGACUGGUUGAACGAAGAGAGACCAUACGGAAAGGAUGGAAGACUCACUGCCAGAUGGAACAAAAGAUUGUCAUCUUGUCGUCGAGGAAAUGUCGGGCUGACUGAAAAUACGCGUGAUAGAUUUUGGAAAAAAUGCUUACGCAAAAGAAACAAGCUGGAGUGUGUUCUAGAAUACGUGAAGGACUGCCUUGAGGCCGCCGUAGCGGGCUUUACAACACUGACCGAAUUCAAACGGCGAAUAUGUGGGGAAGUGGAGUAUGUGGCAAUUCCUAGCGGCUCGGGGCCUCUAUUCCCGAGAACUGGUAAUUCUCCGAGACGAUGAAGAAGAAUUUGACUGUCGAAAGGAAAGGAGGAUAUCUUGUUCGUAUAUAAGGCGGGGGUUUUACGUGAUGAAU